Messenger RNA from Cryptomeria japonica (Japanese cedar), 1841 nucleotides. RefSeq names its product F-box/kelch-repeat protein At5g15710. NCBI's taxonomy places the organism in Eukaryota, Viridiplantae, Streptophyta, Pinopsida, Cupressales, Cupressaceae. The record is from RefSeq and is a predicted model, not a curated record. The transcript has a single exon. Gene Ontology annotation, molecular function: protein binding. The coding region runs from base 357 to 1457 and encodes 366 amino acids.
UAUGCGCCCACAAGAAAUGUAGUGUUCGAAAUGAUCCCAUUUAGAGUGUCUGAAAUUAUUUCAGAUGGAUAUGGAUCGAGUCGGACAUAAACGUCCAAAAGAUGUGAAUGACGACUGAAGACCACUAAUACAGUUGUAUGGAAUAAAUUAAUGCAUUUAAUAGGUAUAGCAUCAGCAGUUUCGGAAGAGCUUUGUCUGUAUGCUUUGCUUCACAAUAUCUACUCUCUUUUAUCUGUUGACCCUGUAAAAAGGUAAGAGCCAACUCCCUUCAAUUAUUAUGUUGAAAACACUUCAGAGAAUGUAAAAUUCCUGUCAAAGCAAUUGGUUACGCAGUUUUGCAAAUUCUAACUCCAAAAAUGGACAACGAAGUUGUCCGGACUCAAUUGCCUGAAGAUAUCAUGAUAAGGGUUUUCAGCCUCUUACCCAUUUAUGCCAUAAUUCGCCUUCAGUUAGUCUGCAAACAGUGGAAAAACAUUAUUUCAUCCAAGGGUUUUGCUUGCCUUUGGUCCAAAAUCUCUCCUCCUCAGCUACCUUUAAUCAUCAUGUAUCAAUCUAGAGAUACAAUUGCGGCUUAUGACCCUUCACAGGCAAAGUGGUUAACCAUGGGUGUCACUUUUCCAGUUGGUAUAACUCACAGAAGGAUUCUGGCCUCUGAUGGUGGCCUUAUUUGCUAUGGCAGUUUCUGUGAAAGCAACCAAUUGUUGAUUGUCUGUAACCCUAUUACUAAGUCUUGGAGAAUUUUGCCUGAAUUGGGGUUCAGUAAGGAGAGAUUUUUGAUUGGGAUGAAGGCAGACACAUCCAGAAACAGCUAUAUUGUAUAUGUUGUAGAGAACCUGAACGAUCUUUCAAGUUUUGACGUUGUGUCCAUUAAGGAAGAAAUAAGGGUGAUGGUGUAUGAUUCUCUGGAUGAUUGCUGGGACACCCACUGCUUCAAUGAGGUCGAGGUUAAAUGUGGAUGCAAGAGGGACAGGGCUGUGUGGGUGAAUGGUUUUCUGUUUGCUUUGUCAUUGACAGGACCCCCACAUGGACUAAGUAUUUACAAUGCAAAGCUUGACAAAUGGUCUAGAUCACUUCUUCCCUUUGAGAGAUCGAUUCCUCUAUCACCAUCUGUGCUUAACUGUCAUGGUAGGUUGAUAAUUGCAGCUGGAGCCUGGGAAUUUCUGCCUUUCAGUAGUUUUGAUAUAUGGGAACUGGAUAAGGAAUCAGGAAAGUUGUUGAAACUGGAUUCUGUUCGCUGUGCUGCUUUAGAGCAGAAUACUGUAGAGCCUUUGCCAGUGGACACAGUCAACAGAAUUGGAGACGGUAAGGUGCUCUUCUUCCAUGCAAGAGGUAUGCCAUGCCCUUUUGUUUGUGACCUUGGCAGCAGUAUGUGGAAGACUUUGCCCCGGUACCGAGGUCCUUGCCUCUCAAAAUUGGAUGCUCUGCUUUUUCGCCCUAGCUUAUUUGCUGAGGUGUAGUUGAAUCUGUUUGGUUGCCAUUUGUGCCCAAAGACUGAUUUCAACAUUCUAAGGAGACAUCGGUGGAGAUUGGUUCUACACUAAUUGAUUUGGAACCCAUGGGUGUGUAAAACCUGAAUAAAAAGUUGCUUUUAGCCAAGGUUUCUGCUAAGUUGCACAAGACAGUUCAGAGUUGCUUGCAUCUGUUUUAUGAUACUAUGAACUAGAAUAUGCGCAAAACGAAUAGUAUGAAUUCCUUCUUCAAUGAUCACUGAUUAAAUAGGAGAUAAUGUUUCUCCAGUAUGCAAAGUUUGAGGAGGAGAUCAAAAUUGAUUGUACAUGAGGUCACCCAAUUAAAUGUAAAGAGACCUUAGCUGGUUUUAAUACUAACCUAACUUGAGUUAA